Molecule: messenger RNA, 2553 nt
Organism: Centruroides sculpturatus (bark scorpion)
Lineage: Eukaryota; Metazoa; Arthropoda; Arachnida; Scorpiones; Buthidae
Product: thioredoxin domain-containing protein 11-like
Exons: 12
Coding region: 15-2018 (667 amino acids)
Molecular function (GO): protein binding
Source: RefSeq, a predicted model, not a curated record
AUGACGGUGACGUCAUGAUGGCGACCUCCAGUCAGUCAGACGAUGAGGAUGGAAGGAAAAUUGAGGAUGCACGUGGCGAUUCCCCAUCCCAGAUCGUUCAAGUAAUGAAUACAUAUGGCAGGGAAUUUUGGUUUAUAUUGGCUGUGAUAUUUACUGCUUUUGCGGCACUACAAGAUGGUCCACCAAAAACAAGAAAAGCCAAUCCUCCUCAAAAAUUUUUUUCAUCAUCAUCAUUAGUUGCUGAUUUUUACCUUGGAAAUCUUCAGGCACUUAACACUCUAAUAUCAGAAAAUGAUAUUGCUAUUGUUUUGUAUUAUGCACCUUGGGAUGCUGGAAGCAUGCAUGCUAAAGAAGAAUUUGAAACAGUUGCUCGAUUUUAUCAUACUGAGGUAUUCUUUGCUGCAAUUAACUGUUGGUGGCCUGAAGGUGAAUGCCAUAAAACCUACAAAUUUAUUUCCUAUCCUGUCAUCAUAGUCACUGUUCAGCAUGCAGGAAAUAUUAAUUAUCAAGGACCUAUGGUAGCAAAUUAUAUCAUAUCAUUUUUAGAUCAUGUGCUUACUCCUUUUGUGCAUAUUCAAAGUCAAGGAGAUUUGUUAGAUUUACAAGCAAAAUAUGAGGCAGUUUUAGUUGGAUUUUUUGAUUUUCAAAUAUCUGCAGAACCUAUUGGUUAUUCAGAAUAUUAUGAAGCUUCUUUAAAAAGUUUAUCUCAUGAUCCCACAAGACGCUUAGUAUUUGCUAUCAGCACUUGCAAAAAAUCAGCAACAAAGUUAAAACUGAAUGAAUCUCCAUCAUUGACACUUUAUCUUUGGAAUCAGUCAGAGAUAUAUCCAAACACUAAACUCAAAAUGAAUGAAAUAUUAAAAUGGGCUUUUAGUCGAUUACAUCAGUUUGGUUUUUCUGAAGGAGGUCAGCAUAGCGGGGUGUGUGAUAUGCCCCGCUAUGCUGACCUCCUUCAGAUUUUAUCUGAAGUGGACCUGAAUGCAACACCUAAAACAUGUCUGAGUAAUCAGUUUCGAUGUAUGAACUCUGUCUGCAUUCCACAAGUUUGGGUUUGUGAUGGUGAAGAUGACUGUCAUGAUAAAUCAGAUGAACCAAGUAGUUGUGUAAUUUUAUUUUUUAAAGCUGAAUUUGUUGUUAGUUAUACUGAAAACCUGCUCAAUCGGCAUUUACGAAGUGCUGUGAAAUACAAGAUGGGCUGUGAUACUUCUCCUGGAUUUGAAGGUGUUUGUGUACAUGAAAUAACAACAGAUAGAUUUCAAAAUGUUGUCCUUGAUACAGAAAAGGAUGUUGUUGUUAUGUAUUAUGCUCCCUGGUGUGCAUUUUGUGGUUCAGUAGCUCAUGUUUUUCUAACGGUUGCAAGAUACUUUGCUGGAAUUAGUGGCAUUAUAUUUGUAAGGAUCAAUGGAGAUGAUCAUGAUCUCCCUUGGGAAUUCACUGUUGACAAAUAUCCUUCAAUUCUGUUUUUUCCAGCAAGAAGAAAACCUCAAAGUGUUAAAUUUCCACAAGCUUUGCCAAUAACCCCAGUAAACCUUCUUCAUUUUGUACUGAUGAAUGCUCAACCAGCAAUUCGCUGGAAGAUUUCAUUACAAUUAUGUAAUAAACGCUGUAAAAUUUACAAUUAUGUGAAAACAACUUCAAAAAUUCCACAUCUAUUUAGAGAAUUGCAUUUAUUAUUAAAUCAGUUACAUUUUGUUCAAGAAAAUCUUUAUAAAGUCAGAAAAAUGAGGAUAUUUCCAAUAGGAAAAAAAUCCAAAAACUUAUUUAAAGAAGACAAACAUCAACUUCAAGAAGACAUGCUGACAGAAUAUCAUCAGUGGUUAAUAGAGAAUAUAAAGAAGACAAAGAGGAAAAUAAAAUUGGCUCGAAAGUUACAAAAUAUAUUAAGAGAAAAGGGAAGUCUUCAGAUAGCGGAAAAGCUAGUGUUUCUUCAGAAUGACACUUCAACACUCAACAAAGACAGAUCUGAAAAUAUCAAUAGUAAGCCACACAAAAACAGAAAAGAAAAAGAUGAGUUAUAAUAUAAAUUUUUUACAGUGUAAUGUUUGUCAUAAAUAAUCUUACACUGUAGGAAAUAUAAAUAUUUGUAACUUAUUGUAUAUAUUUAACUACCCUUACAAUUGUCUAAAAAAUGGACUAAAAUGUUUUGGGCGAAUAUUUAUAUGCAAAGUGCCUUAAUGAGAUAAAUCCUAAUACAAUAUGUGAUAUGAUGAUUAAAACUCAGUACAACUAGUCAGUGCGCUAUGUUAAUUUCACAUCAAUGAUGUUUGCUUAAAGAAUAAUUUUCUAUAGAUUGUCUGAAGUAUCUCAUUGUAAACUUGUAUUUUGUUGAUAUUUUCAUAUUUACAAUGAUUAGUUUCAGAUGAAAGAAAAGUACUGUACUGUACAUCCUCUUAUUCAAGGUAAUGGUUUCUCAGUAUUUCUCAAAUCCAUGGACCAUAUUUUAAAAAUAUCAUUUGAGUUGUUCUAUGAUAUAAUAAUUACAUAGGAAAUGAGAAAUACUGAUAUAUAUUUUUUUUAAACUAUUCUUCUUUUUUAAAUAAUCAUUGUUGCCAA